AUGGCAUCUGCACACAUUGUCUUCUACCUGAUGUGUUUGUUCUUGGGUGUAAUUGCUCAGAAGAACAACCUGCGUUUAUCCUCUGUUCAUGAAGAAGCACGUUUUAUAUCAGCUAAAUCUGGAGACAGAGUGACUUUACAUUGUUACUAUGAACAUAAUGUUGCUGCAAUUUUUUACUGGUACAAACAAACUUUAGGAGAGAAACCAAAACCCAUUUCUACUUUAGAUAAGUCAGAAGACAAUUUUGUUCAAUUUCAUGGUCCAUUCAACAAUACUACACGCUUCAGACUAGAUAAUGAAAAAGGAAAAAAACACUUGAUUAUCUCAGACUUAAGUGUUUCAGACUCAGCAACUUACUACUGUAUAUUUUCCUAUUUCUACACAUUAAUGUUCUUAGAGACCAUUAUUGUCAGUGUCAAUGAUUCAGAUUUAAAAGUACGAGCUUUAGUUCAUCAGUCAGCAUCUGAGACCAUCCAGCCAGGAGGCUCUGUAAGUCUGCACUGUAUGGUUCACACUAUGCUGAGCUGUGAUGGAGAACACAGUGUUUACUGGUUCAAAGACUCUGAUGAUUCUCAACCAGGACUCAUUUACACCCAUGGAGUCAGGAAUGAUCAGUGUGAGAGGAAAGCUAACAAAAGCACACACACCUGUGUCUAUAACUUGAGAAUGGAGAGCCUGAAUGUGUCUCAGACUGGGAUCUACUACUGUGCUGUUGUCUCAUGUGGACACAUACUGUUUGGAAACGGGACCAAGCUGGACUUUGGGGGAUUUACAGAUUCUGCUGCCCUGAUGUAUUUCUUAAGCGCAGCUUUAACACUCACCACCAUCAUCAGCGUCUCAUCAACUUUUUUAGUGUAUAAGAUGAAAAAGAGGAACAACUGCCAAUCCAGAGAGUCAAACACAAAUGAUUCUGUAAAUUUAGAGGUGGAAAAAAAAACUGUACCAAUUGUCUAUCUUAAGAACAGUGGGUCAAGUCCUGGUCAGUUACACCAUGAUGCAGACAACCUCCACUACACUGCUUUAAGCAUUAACCUACCCAACAGUUCAACGAGACAGAGGAACAACCGAGAUGAAUGUCUUUACUCCAGUGUCAAGCAGCAGGAAGAGGAGUACAGGAGUCUGGUGAGGAACAUUGUCACACGGACUCACACAAAGCUGCACCUGCAACUGGGGGGAGUGCGCGCCAUCUAG
Molecule: messenger RNA, 1191 nt
Organism: Maylandia zebra (zebra mbuna)
Lineage: Eukaryota; Metazoa; Chordata; Actinopteri; Cichliformes; Cichlidae
Source: RefSeq, a predicted model, not a curated record